Molecule: messenger RNA, 3471 nt
Organism: Anopheles moucheti
Lineage: Eukaryota; Metazoa; Arthropoda; Insecta; Diptera; Culicidae
Product: coiled-coil domain-containing protein 102A
Exons: 6
Coding region: 333-2681 (782 amino acids)
Source: RefSeq, a predicted model, not a curated record
UGGCAGAUCGCUCGUAUCGAUUGUGCUAUUUUUCGAAGCGAAAUUGUGCUUAUUUUAACUAGAAAUACUUCAAUAUUGCGUCGAAACGUGCGCACAAGUAUCCAAGUACGAUGCAGUAUUAAAAUCCAGUGCUGCUCAACUGUUACCGGUGUGAAAAUUGAAGGAACGCUUUCAACAGCGACAAACAGCAUAAGAAGGCUGUGUUAAUUUGGCAAAACACCGCAAAACUCAACGGUACUCUUGGUACAACGGUUGGCUGGAAAACUGGAACAGCAAUUACGCUGAAACACACAUUCUCCGAACGAACGUGCCAAUAAAAUACGCGAUUGCAAAUGUCGCAGAGUGCUCCAAGACGACAUCCUCCCAGUGGAAAUGUCGAGGUUAGCAGCAUGUCGGCAAAGUUUGUUGACACCGAGUGGGAGGCCAGGGAGUCCCAGCGUCAGCGCGAGCUGGAAGAGGCUCGCGCAAGGGCUGCGCAAAUGGAAAAGACGAUGAAGUGGUGGUCCGAUUGUACGGCAAAUUGGCGCGAAAAAUGGAGUAAGGUACGAACCGAACGGAACAAGGCCCGUGAUGAGGCAAAACAACUGCGCAGCAAUCUAGAGGCGGCCAUCAAAGAAUCAAACUCGUACAAGCGGGAAAAAUGCGAGCUGGAAAUGCAAAUUACGCAGCUCAAGAAGGAGAUGGAAAAAGUGCAUACGCUCAUGAUGAAGCAUGCCGGCCGUUUCAACAAAGCAUCCCUAGAUGCAGCGGACGAACCCGAUCGUGAUGGGCGGGGCGAUAACAACUGCUCACCGGACAUAUCUUCCGACGGGUUGAAAAACGUCAACAGUGAGGAUGGUUUGGUGACGAAGCUUCCAAACCUCCCGGACGAUGGUUCCGGGGCGGGUCCUAUGGCCACUAAUGCGAACGCCGAUCUCGACAUCGAAGAGUACAUUCUGCAGGGUGGCGCCAUGCCGAAACAUUCCGUAGAGUUUAAGGACAAGAGCGAACAGAUGGCCGAAGAGCGUCGCCUCAUACAGCAACUCUCCAAGGACGAUUACGACGAGGACUAUCUGUUGCAGAAAAUUACCAUGCUGCAACUGCGCCUGGACGAUGCACAGAAAACGAUCCAGAUCGAGCGGGAGGAGAAAAACACCGUGCACCGCAGUCUGGAAAAGACACGCCAGGACAUGCAGGAAUUGCGCGACAAGUGUGAAGAGUUGCGGGCGGCCAAACAGGAUGCGGUACGCGAGCUACUGACGCUGCAGGAACAGCAUCGUGUGGAGAUGCGCAUCACGCACAACUCGCUACAGGAAGAGGUCGCGGCCAGAGAAACGCUCGAACGACGAUUGUGCGAGUUGCGCACGGAGUUGGAACGACUGCAGGCAGAGAAUGCAGCCGAAUGGGGCAAACGGGAACGGCUCGAAACGGAAAAGCUCAACAUGGAGCGAGAAACCAAAAAGCUGCGCGCCGAAUGUCAAGAUUUGCAGGAGCGGCUCGAACGAAAGGGACGCCCGCUUGUUAACAGUGACGUUGAGCUUCGCUCGCUGCAGCAGGAAUUGCUCGAUAAGAAUAAGGAGCUCAGUGACAUUCGUCACUCGCACAGUAAGAUGAAAAAGAUGCUCUCUGAGGCAAACACCGAGCUGGGACACGCUGUUCGACGAGCGGAGCAGUACGAAACGGAGGUGAAACGGUUGCGUUCACGUGUGGAAGAGCUAAAGCAUGAGUUGGCCUCGGCCGAGGACGAGCUUGAUGCGGCCUGCAAUCACGUGCGCCGGUUGCAGCGCACAAACGAAGAGCUGAGUGGCCAGACUGAAGGAUUGCAGGUGCAGAUACAGCAUCUACAAACGAGUGGUAGUCCCAAGCAGCAGCAACAUCACGACGCCGGCAACUAUAAAGCCACCAACCGAUCAAAUUACACUGCCAAUGUGAGCUACAAACCAAAUAUUAACGAUCUGAAGCAAUUGUUUGACAAUUCUGCUUCACGUCCGUUUACCGAUCGUAACGAUCGUGGGGAUCGUGGUGCUGGUGGAGGUGGUGGCCCAUCCAAAAUGUCCGGUUUGCCAGUGCGUGAGCAACCAGCUUCACUGACGUCCAGCGUCAAUCCACAGCCUCCCUCAUACAUACCGCUCUCAUCCGGGUCGUACUACGAUGCCAAGCCAAGCUACAUCGAUCACGAUGCACCGUCACCGCCGUCGCUCAACAACAACAAGUAUGAAUUCGAACGUGCCAAGCAAAAGUUUGACAACAUCACGCGUGCUGCAGCGGCCGCUAACAGUGCCAGUGGACACAAGUCACGUGGAUCGGGGGGUAAUGGUGUACCAUCGAAACAGCACAACUCUGCCGGAGGCUCAGCUAUACCGAAGCGAAACACAUCCGGCCCUUCGUCAGGUGCAGCGGGUUCUUCAUACUACGAACCGAACGUAUUCCCCGGAAAUGGGGGACCAGGGGAGAUGCGAAACGGCCGCGGAGCACAACAUGCAUCCGGUUGCGAUGAUAUGCCACCGACAAAGAAUCAGAGUCACAUCAACGAAACCAUACAGCUGUUCGAUGUCAGUCCGGGAGCGUACGAUCAAUCGUCGGGUGCAAACACGGGCCUGCCGAGGGGUAUCGGACAACCGAUCAAACCGAUUAACAUUGGCAAGAUGAACGAUGUCAAUCUGGAUGGGUUAAAGGUAUCGGAGGAUGAUGAAACUCCGUAGCUCGCAUGGAUCCACCAGUCUUCUUUCAGCCAACGAAGAUAUUAGCGAUAAUGAAUGAGUGGAGGCACAGACUUGCAACCGCCGUGGACACAACGAUAUACAUCUCUUUCUCAGGCAUGAAUAACAUGGUACAGAAUAUACAUCGUCCCCCUCCCAGUGCUUUGGGCCAUAUGCUCAACCCGUGGGAAGAUACUGUUUAAUGAGCGACAACCCCACUAUUGGUAUCUCAAUUGCUCUCUGAACGGUGCAGAUUGUUGGUGAAGCCGCGCAUACACUCCAUUAGUCGAUGAAGCGAACCGACCGAGGUUCGAUGUGUAACUCGUAAUACUCAGAUAAUAGACUCAGUACUUACGUAGAGUAACGUAAAAGUAUUAUCCAUUCAAAGGUUUGUUCCUGGUCCGUUUGUUUCAUCGUUUUUUUUUUUUCAAUCUUAUGACGAGGAUAUAGUAAACCCUCCAGAUUUUAGUACAACAAGAUAAGAAACAGUCUCCAGAAACACAUAAGUAUUGCAAACAUUCAGUAGAGCAUAAAUCGUUCUCUUAUAAAGUUAAAAAUUUUAAAUUCUUUCGGUACCAAAAAAGCAAUCAAAAUUUCUCCUCUUUACUUCUCGGAUCCGUUACAAUUCUACUGUGAAGUAGGAUAGAAGUGAACAGAGAUUAUUACUAGCAUAGCAUAUCCUGUGUAUUGGAUUUAGAAUGGUUGAAUGCCCGUAUUGCUAUGGAAGAGUGACAGAUUUGGCGUGUUAGAAUUAUAGUUUAUCAUAUUCUUAUAAAUAUAGAUCAUUAAUAUA